CGGCCAUGGCGCGGGCGGGGCGGGCGGCGGCCGCGGGGCCGGGCGAGCCGCCGCGGGGCCGGCGGGGGAGCAACAGCCGCGGCCCCGCGGAGCGCCUGUAGCCGCCGCCGGGCCGCAGGCUGGCGAGCCGGGGCGCGCUGGCGGCGGCGGCGGCCGAGGAGAAGGAGGAGGAGGCAGGCGGGAGCCAGCCGCCGGCCGCGCCGCCGCCCCACAAGAGGAUGAAGAAGCGGAAGGAGCUGAACGCCCUCAUCGGCCUGGCCGCCGACGGCCGCAGGAAGAAGCCCGCCAAGAAGGGCUCUGGCCACCGGCUGCUGCGCACCGAGCCGCCCGCCUCCGACUCCGAGUCCAGCUCCGAGGAGGACGAGUUCGCCGGGGCGCGGGGCCGCUGCGGAAAGGGAGACUACCUGCGCUGCUGCCGGUUCUGUUACCCUUUGUGUGCGUUUGUCAUUCUUGCUGCUUGUGUGGUCGCGUGUGUUGGCCUAGUCUGGAUGCAGGUGGCUCUCAAGGAGGAUUUGGAUGCAAUAAAGGAGAAGUUUCGAACAAUGGAAUCUAAUCAAAAGACAUCAUUCCAAGAAAUUCCUAAACUGAAUGAAGAUUUGGUGCAGAACCAAAAGCAGCUAGAACAAAUUGAGACUGGAGAACUGGGGCUGAGUAAAAUUUGGAUCAAUAUCACAGAGAUCAAUAAACAGAUAUCACUAUUGACCUCAACAGUAAAUCAUCUCAAAAACAACAUAAAAUCUGCUGCUGACCUGAUUUCUCUUCCCCUCACAGUAGAGAAACUUCAGAAGACUGUAGCCAACAUAGGCAGCACCCUUACCAGUGUGGCUCAUGAUGUUGAAAAUAUACAGACAGCUAUUGAGGAAUACAAGAAAUCCAUAGAAAUACUCCAGAAUGAUGUGAAGGAAUUAAAACAGCUGCCUUCACUUCCCUCCACUGUUGUGCCAGGGACUGAGGGAAAUCAGACAGAAUACUGCAAAAAGGAAAGCCAGGCACUGCAUGCAGCUUUGGAACAGCUAAAUAAUUCUGUAGUGGUGUACCAAAAGUUGAAUGACAUCAAGCUUCUAAAUAUGGAUUCAGCCAUUGGCAACCUCAGCCGGAAAGUUACGCUGCUGGAAAACUCUCCCCUGGUUGUGAAAAAUCCGGACAAAAGAGAGAACUCAUCCACCAUCGUGGGGAAUAAUGCAACUACCUCUCUAGAAGUGGAAAAUGAAGAUCAACUAGAUAGUGAAACUCAGUCAAAUAAAGAACUGAAGGAAGCAGGAGCUAGAGAUCCUCAGGUAUCAAAACUAAAAGAGACUCUUCAGCUGAUCAGUGCUCUCACAGGCAAGUCAGAAAAUGACAGACCCAUCGAGGCAUCAAAUAAUGUUGAAAGUAGUCAGAGUACUACAGCAAAGCCCACAGACCUUUCAAGGGUGGCUUCAAGGUCAGCUGGUGACAACACAGAGAGAAAUGGGCAGCUGAGCCAUCUGUCCUUACCAGGAAUUUCCAGCAUUGAAGAUCUUCAGAAACUGUUUGAAAAAGCACCUGCAGAUGCUGAUGGAAAACUCUCAUACAAAGAUCUUCAAAAGCUGUUUGGCUCUGCAGCCCAAGAAUCACAGAGCUUUAAGGAGUUUGACACAGAUGGAGAUGAGAAAUACACACUAAAAGAACUGAGAUUAGCAUUAGGUGUAUAGGGUAUAGAUUUAGAAAUGUGAUACUGGUGGGUGUUACUGUAGCUAAAGGAAGCUACAGGACAUGAAAAACUUAUGGCUGCACUUUCCCAGUGUUUACUGAUCUUUGGAGCUAAAUUACUGUACACAUUGCCACCUCUUUUUUUCAGUUGCAUUUAUUGAAAAGAAAUCUACAAAUUUAUAUGUCGAUAGGACAUAAUAUUGGGACUUGUUAAAAUCCAGAAAAUUCCCAAACUUGGAAACAUUUUCCUCUCAUUAUUUCCUUUUCAAGGGAGUUGCUUAUAAUUUAAAAUGUGUACAUACUAAAAUAAAACAAUGGUUUUAUAUUUCACUGAAAUUUGCCUUAAAUUAGAGAGCUGCACUUUAUGUAGAGCAGAAGAAAAACUGUCUUGUGAAGAUGGGCUGCUUCUGCUUGUAAAUAUUUGAGAUAGAGUAAAUUAUGCAUAUUUAAGGAGAAGUUGUGUCAGGGGCUGUGUUGGUAAUAAGCUGUUUAUAAUGAGAGACUGAGCCUGGAAUGGGGGUUUAAGAGAUUCAGCUAAAAUUUUGAUUUUUACUAACUAUAUCCAUGAAUAAAUUUGGCCUCAGUCAGAGGAAAGCAGGAGGGGUAAGUCAUGCCCAUCUAUAGCAGGAUGUAUUUUUAAAGGGAAGAGUUGAAAGUGUUUUUAUAUCAUGAGCCUACAGGAGCAAUUAACUUGCCGAGUGCUUGAGUUUUCACUUCAGCGUUGUUUAGGCUUUGCUGUGUUGCAUUCAGAUUUAUAUUUUGUGAGAUGAGCCUGUCUAUUUAUUUUUUUUUAAAUGAACAUAUUUAAUAGCUUUAAUAGAUGCUUAAGAGGUAAAAGCCUACAGUGCAGCCUGCUGAGCAGCACCUGAGCAGUUCAUAUCUCAGCGGUGCUCUGGUACACUCCAGGAGUGUGAGCAGGUGGGAAGGCCCAGAGAACACUUGUGAGCUCUUUCCUGACUAUUGUGACUGUGAUCCCUUCUUGGUACCUUCAUUUUUUGUCUCCUUGCCAACAGAAGGAUGUAAAAAGCUGUGUAGGCAUGUGCAAUCACAUCAUCAUUCUGUACUGACACGUGGUUUGUAUGUGAGAUUUCCUUACUAGAGGAACUUAGAUCUGUUCAUAGUAGUGGAUCUAAACACAGAGUGUAUUUAUUACCUUCUGGAACAUUGAAAAAUGACUUUUGCAGAGGGGAUUCUGUUGCAAGCUAGAUCAGGGCCAAGUUGGGUGAUUUUGCUCACAAAUAUCACUGAUCUUGUUAAGAAUUUUUUGCAUGAUUAGUGAGUUGGAAUUGCCCACCUCGCUGAAACAUCAGCUGACGAGGAAGUCAGUUCACAAUUGUUGACUUUUAUAUAACUUUAGACUGGAUGUUUUAUCAAUAAUUGUAUUUUGGAAGUAUGAAUCAGCAAAGGAAUGUACAAAUUGGAGCCCUGUUACCCAUUUCCUAGGCUUCUUUCACUGUUGCUCUUCUAUCCUGUUUGGGUAAUGCAGAUGCCAGCCAGUACCAAAAUGCUUUUGAUGUGACAUUUGAACAAAACAAAACCAACCAACCUUGGCUUCAGAGAGGACAAGAAGCCAACACUUGCUUCUUGCCACUUCCCAUACCCUUUUAUACAUUACUGUAUAAAUCCUUAACCAAAUAAAGGAAAAAAGCAAUAAAAUGUAACCAUUCUGAUAUUUUAUUUGUACAUACUGUAUCAUAGCCAUAUGCCAGAGUUUGCAAAAUAUUUUUGGAAGUUUAUUUGUAUGAAAUUUAACUUUACCUUAAAAUUUAAAAGAUUAUAGUACUGCCUUGUGAAUCUUUAAUGUUUUGUUUUGUUGCAGUCUGCUUUACUUUUAGAGGGCUUUUCAGAAAGCAGCAGUAGUGAAAAUGCCAGCUAGACCUGAUGUGUGCUGUUGCACUGCCUGUGCCCUGGUCACGGCUGGGACACGGCUGCUUCUUACCUUGCAUGUCGAGGGCACAGUCGAUGGCUAAUUGCUGUGGUCAUUUAUAGAAUUGGCUCGUGCUGUCAAUUAGACAAAAUCCGAGCAUCCCUAAGUACAGUGGUCUGUUCUGUGCUGCAGCCUGGGAGCACCGGUCCCAUCCCAGCGAGGUUUCUGCUACACCGCUCUCCAUCCCGCACGCUUCCCAAAGCCCUGAUGCCCGGUGUGGGCAGGGUUCUCUCCCGUGUUUAUUCACAGUGCAGAUGAAAAGCCGUGGGUGUAGUAAAUGCACUCGUCCGGAUCCCCUAACUCGUGCAGCUGCUGCUGGGGUACCAGAGGGGCGGCUGGAUGCUCUGGGCAGCGAGUCCUUGAGAAAAAUGCGAUAUCUGAGUGAAAUCAAAAGCAAUGAAGUUGUGAGAACAAACUAAGAGGAAAAGAGCUCUGCCCUGCCCAGACUUCCUGCUGUGCCGUGAUUCCUGGGCUCGCUUUCGGGGUGUACCUGUGGGUUUGGGUGACCACUGUGUCCCCCUGCGGCCACCGAUCUGCGCCGGGAGCGGGGCCGUGCCCACCGCGCUUGUUCUCUCCGCGGCGCUGGAGCAUGUAACGCGGCUUUGCUCUCAAUAAAAGCUCCUUUCCAGCG
Motacilla alba alba is the source of this 4229-nucleotide messenger RNA. It is a transcript of the gene EFCAB14, whose product is annotated as EF-hand calcium binding domain 14. NCBI's taxonomy places the organism in Eukaryota, Metazoa, Chordata, Aves, Passeriformes, Motacillidae. The transcript has 11 exons. Gene Ontology annotation, molecular function: calcium ion binding. The record is from RefSeq and is a predicted model, not a curated record. Bases 219 to 1673 code for a protein of 484 amino acids.